UAAAAUUAGCGGGCUCAGAAGGCAUUUUUAUCAGACUGAUUUGCUCGGGGACUAAGGGGGCAGGAGUGGUGAAGACUGUGGAAGGGAAGCCGCCGGAGGCGUGGCAGUGUCGCUUACGAAGCAACCGGUGAAAAAGGGGCAAAGGCUCUUUUAUUGUUUCUGUUCUGAAUCAAUGGCGUCUGAAGGAGUGGAGUGGCACCAGAGGCCCGCGAACCCCAAGAAUCCAGUAGUAUUCUUUGACAUAACCAUCGGUACUAUUCCCGCUGGCCGCAUCAAGAUGGAGCUCUUCGCCGAUAUUGCCCCCCAAACCGCCGAGAACUUUAGGCAGUUCUGCACAGGCGAGUACAGAAAGGCAGGAUUACCUGUUGGUUACAAGGGAUGCCAGUUCCAUAGGGUCAUCAAGGAUUUCAUGAUUCAAGCUGGUGAUUUUGUGAAGGGUGAUGGCAGUGGGUGUGUAUCUAUAUAUGGAAGUAAGCUUGAGGACGAAAAUUUUAUUGCCAAGCACACUGGUCCUGGUUUAUUGUCCAUGGCAAAUAGUGGACCAAAUACUAAUGGAUGCCAGUUUUUCAUCACUUGUGCGAAGUGUGACUGGCUUGACAAUAAGCAUGUUGUCUUCGGGAGAGUACUGGGGGAUGGACUUUUAGUUGUCAGGAAGAUUGAAAAUGUGGCUACGGGACCAAACCAGCGGCCUAAAUUGGCAUGUGUUAUUGCUGAAUGUGGGGAAAUGUAGAGAUGACCGUUGUUGCUGGACCUGCAAAUUCCAAAGAUGAAUUCUGAAAGCUGAUUUCACAUUUUAGUGACCUGCACAAGUUACUGGAAAUGCUGUAGAUGUUAGAUGACAUUCUGCUUACUUUUUGUGCAUAACAGAACUGAUUUGAUCUGAUUUAAAAUGAUGUGGUUCCUGGAAUUGGUAUUCUGUAGUGGAGUUUUCUAUUUGAUAAGGUGCAUGAUUAAACAUUUUGAAGAGUGAUCCUUGAUGAAUCAAAUCUCUGAAAGGUUUUCUAUCC
This is a messenger RNA of Diospyros lotus (date-plum), 1007 nucleotides long. RefSeq names its product peptidyl-prolyl cis-trans isomerase CYP22. The transcript is spliced from 7 exons. Gene Ontology annotation, biological process: protein peptidyl-prolyl isomerization; protein folding. The record is from RefSeq and is a predicted model, not a curated record. Lineage: Eukaryota; Viridiplantae; Streptophyta; Magnoliopsida; Ericales; Ebenaceae. Gene Ontology annotation, cellular component: intracellular membrane-bounded organelle. Gene Ontology annotation, molecular function: peptidyl-prolyl cis-trans isomerase activity. Bases 173 to 730 code for a protein of 185 amino acids.